CUUCCUGCCUGUACUUUGAAACGAACCGGAUGAGCGGUUUACGCAGAGUCGUAUAUGUGACAGGAACGACGACGUCAGGCAGCUCAGACCGUGUCGGCUGAAUCCAGAGCGACCGUCCGAGAGAUAACGCGACUGUGUGAAGGUUUCCCAGACAUCGCUGUCCCAUCCUGUGUGUGGGAUGUCUUCUGAGCUGCUGGUAGAUGUGGGUGACGACGCUGCAACUGCACAGUUAGGACAGCUGAAGCUCUCCACCCUAGAGGACCAGCAGUGGCCACCUGAUGAGUCCUCACUUAGCAAAUCAGAGACGGAGAAUUCCCAGGGCUUCGACCCCGGCUCUCCCCACCUGCCCUGGGACCAUCCGUUCUACGACAUAGCCAGGCAUCAGAUCAUUGAGGUUGCAGGCGAUGACAACUUUGGCAGGAAGGUGAUAGUGUUCAGCGCCUGCAGGUUGCCGCCGCAGCAUCAGCUCGACCAUCAGAAGCUGCUGAUGUACCUUAAAGCCACUCUGGAUCAGUACGUAGAGAGCGACUACACACUGAUCUACUUCCAUCAUGGGCUGACCAGUGAAAACAAGCCUUCAUUCGGCUGGCUUCGAGAAGCAUACAAGGAGUUCGACCGGAAGUAUAAGAAGAACAUCAAGGCUCUGUACAUCGUCCAUCCCACCAUGUUCAUCAAGACUCUGCUGAUCCUCUUCAAACCAAUCAUCAGUUUUAAGUUUGGCAGGAAGAUUAACUACGUGAGCUACCUGAGUGAGCUGGAGGACGUGGUCAAGUGUGACCAGCUGGUCAUCCCAACCCGUGUCAGAGAGUAUGACAACAAACUGAGAGCAUCUCUGAAGCCCAGCUCGCUGCCCUCCAUGUCUCCUCCUCAUAGCCCCCCACUGCCCGAGCAGCUGUUUGGAGUUUCACUAGUCAUGCUGAGACAGAAGGAUCCAGAUAAUCAUCUAGUUCCUGUAGUGAUGAGAGACACGAUUAGCUUCCUGUCAGAACAAGGUUUGGAUAUUGAGGGGAUCUUCAGGCGGUCCGCCAAUGUGACUCUGGUGAAGGAGGUCCAACUCAAGUACAACUCUGGAGCCACAGUGAACUUCAGAGACAUGGAGGACGUUCACCUGGCCGCUGUCAUACUAAAGACGUUUCUUCGAGAGCUUCCUGAGCCUCUGCUGACCUACCAGCUCUACAAUGACAUUGUCAAUUUCACAUCUGUAUCCAGUGAUAAUCAGGCAGAAGUAAUGAAAACUUUGGUGGAGUCUCUUCCAGAGGAGAACUACUCCUCACUGCGGUACCUCAUCACAUUCCUGGCUCGGGUGUCAGCCAACAGUGAAGUGAAUAAGAUGACCAACAGCAACCUGGCUGUGGUGUUUGGCCCAAACCUGCUGUGGGGGCGGGACAAUGCCAUGUCGCUCAGUGCUAUUGGGCCAAUCAACAACUUCACCAGAACCCUGCUGGACCAGCAGCAUCUGGUUUUCACCUAAUUCCCUCUCCCCCUUCUUCUUCUUCUUGAGGUCUUCCAUGCAGCCUGUGUUGCCAUGGAGACCUCCCUUCUCUGCAGCAUUUAAACAUGAGCGCCACCAAUUAGGAAGGACCUCCUGUACCAACACCACAAACCGUGGACCAAUCGCAUGUUGUUUCUUCUCUCCGACUCGUCCACUAGCAUUGUCCUGUUGAUUACUCCGCCUGUAGGCUGCAUUCCUGUGUCCAUGUGAGUCAGGCAUGAAUGAGUGAGACUGCAAAGAAUUAUCUUGGUAACAAAAAUAUGGAACAAAAACCAUGCAUUUAUUUGCUCUCUAAGGUAAUGUCCCGUUUCUUGCUCCCCUUUCUUGAUUGGUGCCAAAAAAAAACUGCCUCACAAGGAUGACCAAAUGUCCUGUAGGAGAGUGAUUUCUUAGCUGAAGUCAGGAGAGACCAUCAGAACGGAGGUGGAAGUUUGUGCGUCCGCGACGGACUCAGGUUUACCUAAAUAAUUGUGAACUUGGUACUGAAAUUGUGUCGACAAUCUUCGGAGUGCUGUGGUCAAAGGAAGCCGUCGGGUGGCUUCGGUGUCAUUUCUUGCAGAUACCAAACCCGGCUGCUGGAGUAGAGUGUGGACUAGACCAAAAACAUUUAACUAAUUCUACCCUUGGAUUCCUAGACCUUCUUCCCAGCCUGACAUCAUGUCGUUUUGUGGCUCGGUGACCGCUUCAGUCAGCAGUAUUAGGUGGUGGAGAAACUUCCUGUUUCCUAGUGGGACGCAAAUUUAUUAUCGUCUUCAUGUACUAGAGAUGUUUUGUUUCCAUAGCAAUACACCAGUUAGUCCCACGUUACUGUCAUAUUUCCUUAUACAGUUGGCUUAAGUGAUCUUUUUUGGUUGGUAAUGCUGUCUUGGUUUUUAUAGUCUUCCAGCGCCAAGUUGGUAAACUUCAGGUUGUGAGUAGGGAAAGUACAGCUCACCCUCAUCGCCCCCUAAAGACCAGACAUGAUUGGAUGGUGUCGACCUUUUUUUUCUUUAGACUUUUAUUACUAAUAGAAGCACGUUUUUUUUGUUGUUUUUUUUUAGGUACAUGACAGUAACUGCUUCUCAUUCCAGCUGCCACAGAGGAUCACCUUCAGUCCUACUGUAAGCAAUACUUUCUACACGUUUUUCUUCAUGUAGCAUAUUCAGCACGUUAAUUACAUGAUGCUGUACGGAUGUACGUUGUUAGUGUUUUUAUUCCAUGUGUUUGGGUUGCCUUAUAACUCGUUUCAUGCUGUGCCACCAAUGGAGUUCAUCCAAGUUGUACAAUGUUUCUUUUGUUGUUUUUGUUUUUUAACUAAGUGCAUACGGUUUUAAAUCUCCACAUAUGCCUUAGUGGAUUGUCCUCUUCCUUCAAAACAGCGGCUCCUUGCCUGCAGUUGAGCGUUGAGAUCCAGAAUCCUGGCUGGUCUUUUUAAAAUUAUUAUUAUUUUUUGGCCUACCAUGUUUGACCUGAUUAAAUUUCCACCAAAACACAAUUUUCUUCAUAACUUUACCAUCUAGUUUCAAGCCUAUACUGUCUUUCAAGUUGGGUCCAGGGUAGUACCCCCUCUCUCCUUUGGGCUUCUGUUCACCAUAUCCGUAACUUCAAUUUAAAUUUUGGUCUUCUGACUAUUUGCAGAUUAGCUUUUAUUAGAGCAAAAUCAAGCACUUCCACUCAUGGUUUAAAUGUUGUGGGACGUAUCAGGGCUGUUAAAAGACUUAAUAUUUCUUAACACUUAAGCGGUGUGAAGCAGAAGCGCCUGCAAUACCUGCCAACAUGUUGCUCCAUUUUUUUAUUUUUUUUAUUAUUAUUUAUGACCUGAGGCUUUAUUGUUUUACAUUGUGUUGGACUCUGAAGCUUUUAUUAUCCGUUUAUUAUGCAGCUCAUCCAAAGUAUUCAGUGUCAAAGUGAAAUCUUCAUACAUUCUAACCAACAGUCCGUACAGAACCGAUCGCCCGUCAUGAAUAUGUCACCAAAAUAAUCUGCAACCUUUGAAUAUUUGUGAUGUGACGUUGCUAUGUUACCUAAAAUGUUUGAAAAACACCAAAAGAUGGGAAAUGUUCUGCUCGACUGGAGCUAAAAGAAAAAGCAGCAGCCGUUCCACCGGUGCCAUGGUGACCGACAUGCUCAUGUUGUGGAGUGUGUGUGUGUGACUGUGUGUAGAAAUCAUAAAUUCAAUGGAUUUGUUAGGUGUGUGUAAUCAGGUGACCACGUUGUAACUCCAGCAUGGUGAUUUUUAGAUUUGUUCUUAUUUGAUCUGUGAUGUGAAACGUCUUUUAAAAGUGCUGUGUUCCUCAAAAGUCCACACACCCUGGCUAAAGUUUCAUUCUUCAUCUGUUUUAUGUCCUUAUUGCCCUUUUGACUGAUUUCUAAACAGAAGUAAAGUCUCAUGAAAGGUGGAGAAAUCAUUUAUACCGGUCUCUGAAUUUCACCAGGGUGUAUAGACUUUUGAAAACCACAAAAAAUUACUACAAAACAAGAAGAAAACCAAGUCGGAACAAGUUGUUUUAUUUUUAUUUUUUAAUAGAAUUUAUUAAAAUAAAUUCUGUUUGUGUGCUUGUGCCUUAUUUGUGUUUUGCCAAGUGAUUUUCCUCUUUACCCAUCUUAAGUGACAGUGCGGCCAUAGAUUAAAAUGACCAGAGCUGCAUUCAGCAGAGCCUAUGGUUUCCAUGGAGAUGUGAGCAGCGAAAAGCUCUGGUCUGAACUCGUGUUUGUUGAACACAGCUUGGCUGUAAAAAAAAAAAUUAAAAAAGAUUUCAGAAUGGAGAACUUCCUUUACGUACAGAAACUGCAGCUGCUGAGGGGUACGCACUACGUUUUGAUGGAAGCUGUACCAUGUAGAGGUUCAAGGCCAUCAUGUUUACGUUUCUAUAAUAAGGAUUGAAGAGAAUUAAUUAUUCAUCAGAAAUGUCUGAAAAAUAGAUGCUGUUCUGUUCAGUGGGGAUUUCAUGAAGGUAGCUUUUGCGUGCAUGGAUUCUCCGUACCGCUCUUCCUCCUCGAUUCUGUGAUCGGUUGCAGACCCAUUCAUCUCUGGAUCUUUGUACUGUAAUUGUAUUUGACAGUAAACGUCACAGCUGUGGGAGGAGGUGUAGGUUUGAACUUUGACCUCCAGGCGAACUUGUUGAUAACUCUGUGAUUCUAUUUUCUUAACUGUGGUUUUCCAUCCUUUUACUUUUGAUAUAUAGCACUGUGGAUCUUUACAGUGCUAUAUACUUAUAAUAUAUGAUGUAUAAUAUGAUGUUGUAUGAUCCAUGUAUGUAAACAACCAAUAAACGAAUGGUGAAAAGAAA
Molecule: messenger RNA, 4761 nt
Organism: Xiphophorus couchianus (Monterrey platyfish)
Lineage: Eukaryota; Metazoa; Chordata; Actinopteri; Cyprinodontiformes; Poeciliidae
Gene: arhgap1
Product: Rho GTPase activating protein 1
Exons: 13
Coding region: 179-1471 (430 amino acids)
Biological process (GO): small GTPase-mediated signal transduction; negative regulation of endocytic recycling
Cellular component (GO): cytoplasm
Molecular function (GO): GTPase activator activity
Source: RefSeq, a predicted model, not a curated record